Messenger RNA from Maylandia zebra (zebra mbuna), 1152 nucleotides. Lineage: Eukaryota; Metazoa; Chordata; Actinopteri; Cichliformes; Cichlidae. The record is from RefSeq and is a predicted model, not a curated record.
AUGCGGUACUCAGCACAGCACGCGGACUCUGUCAGGCUGCUGAACGGUUCCAGUCUGUGUUCAGGCGGACUGCAGGUGAAGUCUAACCAGAGAUGGUCCUCAGUGUGUGAAGCUGACUUUGACCUGCAGGAUGCAGAGGUGGUCUGCAGGGAGCUUGGCUGUGGGCCUCCUUCGCUCCUCCGGGGGGCGCUCUAUGGAGAAGCGGAGGCUCCAGUGUGGAGCAGAGAGUUCCAGUGUGGAGGCCAUGAGUCUGCUCUCCUGGACUGUAGAAGCUCAGGCUCAGCUAGAAGCAGCUGCUCACCUGGCAAAGCUGCUGGACUCACCUGCUCAGAGCCUGUCAGGUUGGUGGGAGGAGCCAGUCGCUGUGCAGGUACACUGGAGGUGAAACACCUGGGAGAAUGGAGACCAGUGAUUGGCUCUGACUGGCCUCUGAAGGCAGCAGGUGUCUUCUGUGAACAUCUGGACUGUGGCUCUGCUGUUUCUGUUGGAAAAAAAAAGUCCACAUACAGAUUUGUGUUGAAGAUCAAUCCUGAUUGUUUCAAGCUGAGAUCUUCCCUAAGGGAAUGUGUAGAACCAUCUUACUCUUCCUCUGUGCUCAGUGUCACCUGUUCAGACCUGCUGGCUCAGCCAAGCAUUAUUGUCCCUGCCUCCAUGGACGGAGUCUCCGAGGCACAGCAGCAGGGGCUUCGGGUGUCCAGGGGCUCUAGCUUGACCAUCAGCUGCUCCAUCCAGCCACAGUUCCCAGGAGGCUCCUUCCAGCUCACCUUCACUUCCUCCAACACAGCAUACAACUACACCCAGCCAGCUGUCAAUCACUCUGCCCACUUCCUGUUUCCUGUCACAGAGCCCGCCCACCAAGGAAACUACAGCUGCUUUUAUCGUGUUUAUGUUUUUUCUCACAACUUCUCCUCUGAGAGCCGCCAGCUGUCUGUGACUGUCUCAGGUCAUCCAGAUCCCACAGGCUUCAUCAUCAGAGCGCUCGUCCUGCCACUGAUCCUGCUGUUGGAGAACGUUGUCCUGUAUUUCUACUGUAAGGCCAGCAGGGGGCAGAAGCUGGGCAGACCGGAGAACAACAAGCUGGUUAAUUUUGGUGUUGGUACAGCUGAAGAAGGGCCGGCUAAAGAGGAAGGAGCUCAUCUCAUAUCCAGAUGA